Messenger RNA from Hyla sarda, 5047 nucleotides. RefSeq names its product oocyte zinc finger protein XlCOF7.1-like. Gene Ontology annotation, biological process: regulation of immune system process; regulation of cytokine production; negative regulation of transcription by RNA polymerase II. The transcript is spliced from 14 exons. Bases 139 to 4392 code for a protein of 1417 amino acids. Lineage: Eukaryota; Metazoa; Chordata; Amphibia; Anura; Hylidae. The record is from RefSeq and is a predicted model, not a curated record.
CAUCACAGGUCCUACACCUCCGGGAUAUUCAGAGGAGAUUGUGGUCGCGCAGUCAGUAAUAAGGUAAGGGUCUUCAGAACUGAGCCCUGUAGGAGGUCACUGUCUAUCUGUCACAAGGAUCUGUACCAGGACAUAGUCAUGAUGGAGGAUCACCGGCUCCUCACAUCACAAGAUGGAGUCAUUGAUAGAAAUCCACUAGAGAGGUGUCCUCGUCCUCUGUAUUCCCAGGACUGUCCAGAGGGAAAUGUCCUGUCUCAUCUGGGGGGAGAUCUGACUAAUAUUAAAGUGGAGGAUGACUCAGAAGAAGAGAGGAUGAUGGGGGAUCACCCGUGUAUGAGGGAAGUGAAGGAGGAAACUCCAGAUGAUGAUACCCCAGGAAAUCCCAGUAAGAAUUCGGAGGGAAACGUCAUGUUAUCUGUGAGUGAUAAAGAAGAAGAUGGAGAGAUCGUGGAGCGCUCCUCAGGUGAAGAUGGAGAGAUCAUGGAGCGCUCCUCAGGAGAAGAUGGAGAGAUCAUGGAGCGCUCCUCAGGAGAAGAUGGAGAGAUCAUGGAGCGCUCCUCAGGAGAAGACCUCCUUACCACUAAUGUCCAUCCAGAUCUAUCAUAUAAUGACUCUCCUGAUCAUCGGGAACCUUCUCCUCACCAAUCCCACAUUGUUACCACAAGGACAAAUCGGAAAGAGGUGAAAAUGUUUCAUUGUGACAAAUGUGGAAGACAUUUUAUAAAAAAAUCAGAUCUUCUGACACACAGAAGACACCACACAAGAAAGAGGUUGCAUUCAUGCCCUGAAUGUGGGAAAUGUUUUACAAAUAAAUCGAAUCUUGUUAGACAUUCGAGAACUCACUCAGGAGAGAAGCCGUUUCCUUGUUCCGAAUGUGAGAAAUAUUUUAUUACUAAAGACAAGCUCAAGGACCAUCAGAAAAUUCACACAGGAGAGAAACUGUUUUCAUGUGCAGAAUGUGGAAAAUGUUUUGCAUAUAAAUCUAGCCUUAUUACACACGAGAGAUUUCACACAGGAGAGAAGCCGUAUUCGUGCUCAGAAUGUGGAAAAUGUUUUACAAAUAAAUCAGAUCUUGUUUCACAUGAGAGAAGUCACACAGGAGUGAAGCCAUAUUCAUGUUCAGAAUGUGUGAAACGUUUUGCAAGUAAAUCAAACCUUAUUAAACAUUUGAGAAUUCACACAGGAGAGAAGCCAUAUUCAUGUUCAAAAUGUGAAAAAUGUUUUUCAAGUAAAUCAUAUCUUGCUAUGCACGAGAAAAUUCACACAAUGGAAAAACCAAACCCAUGUUUAGAAUGUGGAAAAUGUUUUAUGAGUAAAUCGGAUCUUGUUAUACAUGAGAGAAUUCACACAGGAGAGAAGCCGUAUUCAUGUUCAGAAUGUGGGCAAUGCUUUACAAAUAAUUCAUAUCUUGUCAUACAUAAGAGAAUUCACACAGGAGAGAAGCCAUACUUGUGUAAAGAGUGUGGAAAAUGUUUCUUAAGCAAAUCCUAUCUUACUAAACAUGUAAGAACUCACACGGCAAGGAAGUCAUUUACAUGUUCAUCAUGUGGAAAAGGUUUUACAAAACAAUCACUUCUUGCUAAACAUGAGAGAAGUCACAAGGGAGAGAAGCCAUAUUCAUGUUUAGAAUGUGGAAAAUGCUUCAAACGUCGAUCACAACUUGUUUUACAUCAGAGAAGUCACACAGGAGAGAAGCCAUAUUCAUGUUCAGAAUGCGGUAAAUGUUUUACAGAACAAUCAAAAGUUAUUUUACAUGAGAGAAUUCACACAGGAGAGAAGCCAUAUUCAUGUUCAGAAUGUGGGAAAUGUUUCACAAAAAGAUCAAAUCUUGCUGCACAUGAGAGAAUUCACACAGGAGAGAAGCCGUAUUCAUGUUCAGAAUGUGGGAAAUGUUUUGUAGAUAAACAAAGUCUUGGUAGACAUGAAAAGACUCACAAAGGAGAUAGGCCGUAUUCGUGUACACAAUGUGGGAAAUGUUUUACACGAAAAUCACGCCUUGCCAUACAUGCCAGAUGUCACACAGGAGAGAAGCCGAUUCAAUGUAAUGAAUGUGGGAAACUGUUUACACAAAGAUCACAUCUUUUAACACACAAAAGAAUUCAUACAGGAGAGAAGCCGUAUUCAUGUUCAGAAUGUGGAAAAUGUUUUAAAAGAAAAUCACAUCUUGUUAUACAUGAGAGAAUUCACACAGGAGAGAAGCCGUAUUCAUGUUCAGAAUGUGGAAAAUGUUUUAAACAAAAAUCGUAUCUUGUUAUUCACCAGAGAAUUCACACAGGAGAGAUGCCAUAUUCAUGUUCAGAAUGUGGAAAAUGUUUUAAACAGAAAUCAUUACUUGUUACACACGAGAGGAUUCACACAGGAGAGAAGCCGUGUUCAUGUUUAGAAUGUGGAAAAUGUUUUACAGAUAAAUCAGCUCUUAUUGUACAUGAGAGAAUUCACACAGGAGAGAAGCCGUUUUCAUGUUCAGAAUGUGGGAAAUGUUUUAAACAAAAAUCAGAUCUUGUUCGACAUGAGAGAAUUCACACAGGAGAGAAACCGUAUUCUUGUUCAGAAUGUGGGAAAUGUUUCAGAGAGCAAACAAAUUUUAUUACACAUAAGAGAAGUCACACAGGAGAGAAGCCGUAUUCAUGUUCAGAAUGUGGAAAAUGUUUUAAACAAAAAUCAGAUCUUGUUAUACAUGAGAGAAUACACACAGGAGAAAAGCCAUAUUCUUGUUCAGAAUGUGGGAAAUGUUUUAGAAGUAACUCACAUCUUGUUAGACAUGAGAAAAGACACUUUGAUGUUGUGUAUGUAGAAAAUGUUUUUCAUGGAAAUAGAUUACAUGAGGAGGAGGUUCCUAUAAGGUGUCAGGAUGUGGCGGUCUAUUUCUCCAUGGAGGAGUGGGAGUAUGUAGAAGGACACAAGGAUCUGUACCAGGACAUAGUCAUGAUGGAGGAUCACCGGCCCCUCACAUCACAAGAUGGAGUCAUUGAUAGAAAUCCACCCGAGAGGUGUCCCGGUCCUCUGUAUUCCCAGGACUGUCCAGUGGGAAAUGUCUCAGAGAUCCAUCAGGGUGAAGAUCUGAUGGAUAUUAAGGUUGAGGUUAAAGAUGAACCAGAAGAGGAGACGGAUUUCGGGGCCGAUCAGCAGUAUGGAGUCAUUGAUAGAAAUUCACCCGAGAGGUGUCCCCGCCCUCUGUAUUCCCAGGACUGUCCAGAGGGAAAUGUCCCAGAGAAGCAUCAGGGUGAAGAUCUGAUGGAUAUUAAGGUUGAGGUUAAAGAUGAACCAGAAGAGGAGACGGAUUUGGGGGCCGAUCAGCAGUAUGGAGUCAUUGAUAGAAAUCCACCCGAGAGGUGUCCCUGCCCUCUGUAUUCCCAGGACUGUCCAGAGGGAAAUGUCCCAGAGAAGCAUCAGGAUGAAUACCUGACUAUUAUUAAAGUGGAGAAUGAAGAAAAGAUCUUGAGGUGCGAUCCUCCAUGUAUGAGGGAAGUGAAGGAGGAAAUUCCAGGAGGUGUUACCCCAGAAAAUCCCAGUAAGAAUUCUGAGGAAAACGUCAUGUUAUUCCUGAAUGAUAAAGCAGAAGAUGGAGAGAUCAUGGAGCGCUCCUCAGGAGAAGACCUCCUUACCCCUAGUGUCCAUCCAGAUCUAUCAUAUAAUAAUCCACCUGAUCAUGGGGAACCUUCUCCUGACCAACCACACAUUGUUACCACAAGGACAGAGAAGAAAGGGGGGGAAAGACUUCAGUGUGAUGAAUGUGGGAAAUGGUUUACCAGAAGAUCAGAUCUUGUUAUUCACAGAAGAAUUCACACAGGAGAGAAGCCGUAUUCAUGUUCAGAAUGUGGGAAAUGUUUUACAUGUAAAACAAAUCUUGUUUUACAUGAGAGAAGUCACACAGGAGAGAAGCCAUUUUCUUGUUCAGAAUGUGGGAGAUGUUUUAAAGAUAAAUCAGUUCUUGUUAGACAUGAGAGAAUUCACACAGGAGAGAAGCCCUAUUCAUGUUCAGAAUGUGGGAAAUGUUUUAAACAAAGAUCGGAUCUUGUUGUACAUGAGAAAAUUCACACAGGAGAGAAGCCGUAUUCAUGUUCAGAAUGUGGGAGAUGUUUUAAAGAUAAAUCAGUUCUUGUUAGACAUGAGAGAAUUCACACAGGAGAGAAGCCCUAUUCAUGUUCAGAAUGUGGGAAAUGUUUUAAACAAAGAUCAGAUCUUGUUGUACAUGAGAGGAUUCACACAGGAGAGAGGCCAUAUUCAUGUUCAGAAUGUGGAAAAUGUUUUAAACAAAAAUCAAGUCUUAAUAAACAUGAGAGAAUUCACACAGGAGAGAAGCCAUAUUCAUGUUCAGAAUGUGGAAAAUCCUUUACAAGCAAAGCAUAUCUUGUUAUACAUGAGAGAAUUCACACAGGAGAGAAACCUUGAGAGAGAUUCUUGUUCAGAAUGUGGGAAAUGUUUCAGAAGUAACUCACAUUUGGUUAGACAGGAGAAAAGACACUUUUUAAUGUUCUAUAUGUAGAAAAUGUUUUACAUGAAAAUUAGACUUUGAAACUCAUCAAAGAUGAAACCCCGCCCCCAUAACUAUUCCUGAUGGGCCUGAAUUGUGGCAGAACGUGCACCAGAAUAAUGUUGUGUAGAAUUACAGAUUUAUUAUUAAGUUUAUACAUCAUGUGAUACUUAACUUUUUUUUUUUUAUUAAAUCCAUAAUGUUGUAUCUGUUGUGACUUUCUGAAGACUAUAUCUCAAACUUGAACUCCAGUGUCAGGUGCCAUUUGGGCGGAGCCUAGCUCCUACCUUCCUAAACAUGUGUUUGUUACAAUGUGUCGCCUCAUCAUUUCUGCUCCUCCUUCCCCCGUCAGUGUUAUCUUCUGUAAUAUGUCUUACACCAAACCCCGACUUCAUAUAAAUGACAAAUUAACCCUUUAUUAUGAUGACUUAUCAGGUCAUGUGAUCUAUAUAAGACAUACAUGGUCUCCCCUCUCAUCUUUUCUAAUAUAUCUGCCCUGACCUCAUCUUACCGCCAUACGGGGCAAUCCCUUAGAUAAAUGCAUUGCGGCAGCUUUAGGAAUUAUAUGGUGGA